CCAAAAUCUUCCCGCCAUCUCUCGCCGUCUACAUUGGGGUUUCAGAUUAGGGCACUUGCCCAGGUCAGAGCUCAACCCCACUGUUCGUGACCUCCUAGAGAGAGAGAGAGGAAUGGGGAUACAGGGGCUUUUGCCCCUCUUGAAAUCAAUAAUGGUCCCAACCCACAUCAAGGAUCUAGAGGGCUGUUCGGUCGCCGUCGACACCUAUUCUUGGCUCCACAAAGGCGCCCUUUCUUGCAGCAAAGACCUCUGCAAGGGUCAACCCACCUCCAAGCACAUUGACUACUGUAUGCACAGAGUAAACUUGCUGCGGCAUUAUGGUGUUAGACCUAUUCUUGUCUUUGAUGGAGGUCUUCUACCAAUGAAGAGUGAACAAGAGAUCAAGCGUGCAAGGGCAAGGAAGGAAAAUCUUGCACGUGCUAUUGGGCAUGAAACAAAUGGAAAUAAUGCUGCGGCUUAUGAUUGCUAUCAGAAGGCUGUUGAUAUCUCUCCUUCAGUGGCGUAUGCACUAAUCCAGGUCUUAAAGCAGCAGAAUGUAUACUAUGUUGUGGCUCCUUAUGAGGCAGAUGCACAGAUGACAUUUCUGGCAGUCAGCAAGCAGGUUGAUGCAGUUAUAACUGAGGACUCAGACCUAAUUGCUUUUGGUUGUCCAAGAAUCAUCUACAAGAUGGACAAGUUUGGGCAAGGUGUUGAGUUUCGAUACUCCAAGCUGCCACAGAACAAGGAACUAAAUUUUACAGGAUUUACUAAACAGAUGCUUCUUGAGAUGUGUAUUCUCAGUGGCUGUGACUAUUUGCUGUCUCUGCCUGGAAUGGGCUUGAAAAAGGCUCAUGCACUCAUGAAGAAGUUUGGAAGUUAUGACAAGGUAAUCAAGCAUUUAAAAUACAGCACAGUUGCUGUGCCUCCAAGCUAUGAAGACUCUUUUAGAAAAGCUAUGAUGACUUUUCAGCAUCAACGAGUCUAUGACCCUAUGGUUGAAGAUAUUGCACAUUUAUCUGACCUACCUGACGAUGUCGGCGAUGAUUUAGACUUCUUAGGUCCAGCCAUGCCUCAACAUAUAGCGAUAGGUGUAGCAAAAGGGGAUCUCGAUCCUUUCACUAAAAUGCCAUUUGAGGAAGUGAACAAUGAUGGUGCUGGUUUGGUUGUUGAUGGAACUUCCAAACAAAAAGUUUUCAAACCUGAAGGUGAAAGGAGAAAGCUAGAUUUGCCCGCUCAGAAAAAUCUCCUGACCAACUAUUUUUGUUUUGCAUCACUUGAAGCAAAGAGGAGAUUUAGGGUCCCUCGGAGUAAUUCUAAGCAUCCAAAUCCACCAAAUGAAAAUUCAAGUACCACGGAACAGGUUACUGAGGAAGCUGCUGCUUGUGAAACAGACUGCUCACCCACCUCCCUGUUUGACGACUUCAGAUAUCUAGGCAAUGCCACUCCUCCAGAAGGCUAUGUUAACAUUAGUGAUGGGACAAAAUCUCCUGAAAGGUGUGAAUCCCCAAGUCACGGACUACAUGGGAAAGAAGAUACAUUGGUUGACAACAGAAGACCACAGGAUCCUUUGUUACAACAGUCCAGGCAUUCAGUUCAUAAACCUUGUUCUACAUUGCAUAAGAACCAUGACAGGAAGCCUGUCUCAGAUGCUGGCGAGGGCAAAACGAGAAAGGAGAACAUCAAGAACAUCAUGAGGAGUUCAUAUUUUCAGUAUAAGGUGACGAAGGGAGAUGAUGAAGAGAAUGACAAGGAGGAUGUUCUGACGGAUGAGUGUGAGGAUAUGACUCCUGAGCAUGAAUGCAAGUCUGCUUCAGAUGCAGGCAAUGCUAAAACUAGAGUAGAGAACAGAAAAACUUUCACAAGGAGUCCUUAUUUUCUUCAUAAACCAGUGAAUGAAAAUAACAAUGACAAAGGACAUGAGAAAAUUGUAAAGGAUGAUCUUGCGGCUCGUACAUGUGACUAUGCCAUACAUGAGAGUGCUUCUUCGGGCUAUUUUAACAGCUCAAGCAUGAAAAGGAAGGUUGCCCCUGUUGGGAGUGCUCAAAUGGAAAGCACGAAUAGUAAGUUCAUUCGGACUAAUGAUUCUCUGCCGACUCAAGGUAGAAUCAUUUUCACCCCUGAAGAUACAAUUACAGAGACAGAGGCUGCAGGGGGGAAGUUUGGAUGCAAUAUCUCUCACUUGGAAAAUUAUUCUGACAUAGCAGAUAAAUCAAUUGAAAGGUUUGUUUCUGUAAUAUCAUCAUUCAGGUGCCCCUCAUCUGGUUCUCGUGCCAGUGGUCUUCGUGCCCCUCUGAAAGAUGUACGAAACACGUGUACUAUUAGGUUGAAUAGUGCUGUGGAUUUUGGUGACUUCGCCUAUGUGCCAACUAAAAGGAAGACCUCCUCAGUACAUCGCCGAGGAUAGAUUCAGUAAAUAUUUAAGCCUAAGUAUGUUGUAGCCUGCAGGGCAUCAAUUUGUGUGUUCGAAUUCUUUGCAGCAUUGCAUCAAUUUUCGACCAUUCUUUCAGAAACUGUAGAGCUCAUUACAACAGAGGAAUCAUUUUGAGGGAUCAAGGCCUUUGAUUAUGCUUCCACAUGUAUGAUUCAUGCACUUCAUGUCAUAAGCUUGUAAGUUGCGAUAUAACAGUAUCUUGUGGUGUAUUCAACUAUUUGGAACUUCUGGAUGAUGGACUAAUCUCUCUGUACCUGUUACUUUUUUUUUUGUUGUUGUCAAAGUACCUGUUACUCUUUAUGUAAUCUACUUGCUUAAUUUUACCGUGCUCA
This is a messenger RNA of Rhododendron vialii, 2742 nucleotides long. Its product is annotated as exonuclease 1. Lineage: Eukaryota; Viridiplantae; Streptophyta; Magnoliopsida; Ericales; Ericaceae. The coding region runs from base 113 to 2383 and encodes 756 amino acids. The transcript has 15 exons. The record is from RefSeq and is a predicted model, not a curated record. Gene Ontology annotation, molecular function: metal ion binding; 5'-flap endonuclease activity; DNA binding.